Didymosphaeria variabile is the source of this 1824-nucleotide messenger RNA. RefSeq lists its product as uncharacterized. NCBI's taxonomy places the organism in Eukaryota, Fungi, Ascomycota, Dothideomycetes, Pleosporales, Didymosphaeriaceae. The coding region runs from base 1 to 1824 and encodes 607 amino acids. The record is from RefSeq and is a predicted model, not a curated record. The transcript has a single exon.
AUGGAAUCUCCUUUCAUGGAAACCGCUUUCCAAAAGUUCAACAUCGGUCCUUCUGGACCAAAAGGUCGCGAGUACAAGGACAUGUGGAAAAAGAAAGAGAUGGACCCGGCGAUGUUUUCAGCGAGAGUGUUACCUGAGAACAUUGAAAACACUCGAGUGUUAGCUGUGUGCGGAAUCCCACCUGAAGACUCUCAUCCGGUUGAGGACGGCUGGUUCUUCUCGGACUUUUUCGCGUUCAAACAUGUUUUGAGCGGUGUAGGAAAAGCUCAGACUUGGAUGGCAUGUCUUUCGCCCGAAAAUCUCGUCCAGGAGCACAAUGUGUUUCUUCAUGGUAACCCGUACCAUGAUCGGAAAGUUGUGCUCAAUAAGGACAUGGUACGAAAAGGAUUUGGGGCAGACAUUGUGGUCAUUCCAAGAUUAGACAUUCGAGAUGCGUUUGCCAAAAAACUUCAACAGGAGGCUCAUGAAGCAAAACAAAAUAAGCAACCUCUUGUGGUUCUGGUAUUUGCCCAUGGGAGAGAAGAAGGUGGUGGUUGGUGGCUAGGACCUCCCGGACUGAACCUUUUUUCAAGAGCGAGAUUUCAAGGGCUGGUUGACCAGGAGAUUCAAGUAUCGAUCAUGUCCACCGCAUGCUAUGGUGGGCAAUGGGUCAUCGAUACGACUCUGAAUAGGACCUACUUAGCAGCGGCAGGUCCUAUACAGGAAAGCGAAAGCUGGAACGGGAGCAAAUCCUGUAAUAGGAAAUGCGGCUCGAUAUAUGCCUCAGCCCUCCUAAAAGCGUGGAGGGAGGAAGCUGAUGAGGCGCAAGGCCUCCUGCAGAAAUCUGCCGGAUCCGUCACCGAAACCGAGAGCACGUACCACAAUUUCACUGGCGCAGUUUGGGACUCUCUCUUCAGCUUGGACCGAUUUGCCAGUGACCACGACAUUAGGUUCUCGGUGCAGGAUGAAGAUUGGGCAGCAGGAUGGAGCGCAAGGUUCGGACUUCCGGCCAGUGCAAUUCGCUUCGAGGAGAAGUGGGAAAGUCUACCCACUGUCCAGAAAGAUGUCUCCUUGGGGUACAGCUUCCUCAACAGAGAUCCAGCACUGAGCGUAGAUCUGAACAAUCUGGAUGUGUUGUCUUCGAAACUAAACGUGAGGCAUGGCGGGAGUCUCAAUUCCGCUCGUAACCAAGUGUGCGCGAUGGGGGCUUUGUAUUUGCAAAGCUUGCCGGGCGAGGAUAGUCUCUCGUCAAACACUUCACUUCACGGAAAAUUAGGCAGAACCAUGGACAAAAGAAAAGAGGUGGACUGGUCCCUCUUGAACACAGUUUUGCAAGGGGUAAAUUUUCGAAUGGAGUUAAGCCACCUGGCUACGGAACUCGUUCAGACUGCAGGCAUGAAAUUGCCGCGUGGUCUCACAUGUCACGAGACGGACAUUUUAGUACUUGGAAGGCAAUUUGAAAAAGAAAACAGAAAGAAAUGGGGGUGCAUUGUUCAACAGGUCAUGGGGGUGUUGCCGGAGCCGAGCGAAGAGCUCAACCAAGGUGUGGAUUGGCCGAAACCCCGGAGGUACAUUGCCGCGGCUAUAUUCCUCUCUGAAGGUGUUCAGAGUUUGGACGAUGUCCAGUCUGCAGUCGCAGCUGUGAAUGGUUUGCUUUCCGAGGAGCUGCGAUGCAGCAAGAAGACUUUGGAAGGAGUGCCUGAAGUCCGGGGAAGGAAGAAGGAUUGGUACCAGGCGAUGAAGAAGAGGCUUCGAAGCCUUUCACCGGAUAAAAAGCAAAAGAGGAUCUCUCUUAGUUCUACCACUCCGCGACAAGGUCCGAACUUCCCACCCUCAAAGCAGUAA